UUACAUAAUAUAGGAGGAAAAAUAGGAGACGGCUGCAGAUUGCGCAUGCGCGGUUUACGCGCCUCCGCCGCGUUCUCCUUCAGUCUGUCCUCUCUCGCUCUGUACAGAAACACCGUCAGGAACAUCGACACGCCAAACACGAUCAUGUCUGAGAAAGGACACAAGCAGAAAGAGGCGCAUGUGAAAGGAAGCAGUGAGAGCUGCCAUCACUGCAAGCCAAAGACAUGCGCAAACAUGUCCGUCCCUCCUGCGUACGCGGACCUUGGCAAAUCUGCCAAAGAUAUCUUCAGCAAAGGAUAUGGCUUUGGAGCUGUUAAACUGGACCUGAAGACAAAGUCUCAGAGUGGAGUUGAGUUCUCCACCGGUGGUUCCAGUAACACAGACACCGGAAAGGCGGCUGGAAACCUGGAGACCAAGUAUAAAGUGAAUGAUCUGGGCUUGACUUUGAACCAGAAGUGGAACACAGAUAAUGUUCUGACAACGGAAGUGACUCUGGAAGAUCAGCUGGCCAAAGGUCUGAAGGUGGGAUUGGACACUUCAUUUGUGCCCAACACUGGGAAGAAGAGCGGUAAGCUGAAGACGGGCUAUAAGCGCGAUUACAUGAAUGUGGGCUGUGAUAUAGAUUUCGACCUGGCCGGACCAACGAUUCACGCCGCAGCCGUUCUGGGUUACGAAGGCUGGCUGGCCGGGUAUCAGAUGGCCUUUGACACGGCCAAGUCCAAACUGGCCCAGAACAACUUCGCUUUGGGCUACAAGGCAGGAGACUUCCAGCUACACACCAAUGUUAAUGAUGGCACAGAGUUCGGCGGCUCCAUCUAUCAGAAGGUGAAUGAUCAGUUGGAGACGGCGGUGAAUCUGGCCUGGACCGCAGGCAGUAACAACACACGCUUUGGCAUUGCUGCCAAAUACCAGCUAGAUAAAGACUCCUCUAUCUCUGCUAAAGUGAACAACGCUAGUCUGGUUGGAGUAGGAUACACACAGAGCCUCCGGCCAGGUGUGAAACUCACUCUGUCUGCUCUGAUCGACGCUAAGAACUUCAACGCCGGAGGACAUAAGGUGGGCAUGGGCUUCGAGCUGGAGGUGUAAUGACGCACAGACGGAAGCAUAGAAGCACUGAUGGAAAGUAAAAAAACACAGGGAGCUGACAGCACGACUUCAGCACCUGCUAAAACACACGUCGCCCUUUCCCCCAUAAUUCCUCCUUAACUAAUCUGGCCUUAAACCCCUGUAGAACCAAUAAGACACAGGAUCACCAGUCACAUGAUUCCUGGCCACACCAAUCCUCCACCAGCUCACUAUGUGACAACGUCACAACAGCUUCCUCUCAGUCACUAUAGCAACAUAUCAUAGCGCUUUUAAUGUUAUACACGUGGCACCAUAUAAUUUUUUAGAGUUUUUGGUUUCUAAAGAGUCGCACAGGAUCUGAUGUGUAUGUUGUGCUUGUAGUUCAUGGGUUUAAUGUUUAAUCAGAAACGCCUCUCUGAAUGUCAAGCCCCUCACGUUUGCCCACGUUCUGUAUAACGUUCAUUGCCAAACGUGUAAUAUUUUAUCACUGGUUUGUUGUGUGUUUGUGGGCUGGAGUUAUUAGAUGAUGGUCCAUGAGUUUUUUGGUUUUAUUCCCUUAAAAAAAAACUGAUUUAUGUUAAAAGCGGAGGACUUGAAGGAGAAACUGAUGUUGUGGAACUCAAUAAAGAGGAAUGCUGACUGAACAAAA
Labeo rohita (rohu) is the source of this 1714-nucleotide messenger RNA. It is a transcript of the gene vdac3, whose product is annotated as voltage-dependent anion channel 3. Bases 46 to 1086 code for a protein of 346 amino acids. Gene Ontology annotation, cellular component: mitochondrial outer membrane. NCBI's taxonomy places the organism in Eukaryota, Metazoa, Chordata, Actinopteri, Cypriniformes, Cyprinidae. The record is from RefSeq and is a predicted model, not a curated record. Gene Ontology annotation, biological process: monoatomic anion transmembrane transport. Gene Ontology annotation, molecular function: voltage-gated monoatomic anion channel activity. The transcript is spliced from 10 exons.